GGCCCGGCCGCCGCCGCCGCCGCUGCUGCCGCCGCCGCCGCCGCUGCCGCCGCCGCCGCCGCCGCCGCCGCAGCCGCCGCUGCUGCUGCUGCUGCUCCCGCUGCAGCCGCAGCCGCCGCCGCGGGAAAAGGGGCCGGCGGGAAGCGGGGGAGCUGGAGCCGCUGGGGCCGGGGCCUGGGCCGCGCGCCGCCCCGCGCGCAGCAUGGUCCUGGUGCACGUCGGCUACCUGGUGCUGCCCGUCUUCGGCUCCGUGCGCAACAGAGGUGCUCCUUUUCAAAGGUCUCAGCAUCCCCAUGCUACCUCCUGCCGCCACUUCCACCUGGGUCCCCAGCCUCAGCUUUCGGCCGACUUCGCCCUGCCUCACGCGGUGCAGCCCCAGCCAGGGCUGACCCCCCACAUGGCCCCCGCGCACCAGCACAGCGGCCCCCUGCACCAGUCCCUGGCACCAGUGCCAGCCCUGCCCUUCCAAGACGUGGCCGGACCCUCCUUCCUACCUCAGGCGCUACACCAGCAAUACCUCCUCCAGCAGCAGCUCCUCGAGGCCCAGCACCGCCGGCUCAUGCCCCAUCCCAGGCGGGCUCAGGAGCGCAUGUCCGUUCAGCCCCACCGCCUGCACCCCAGCUUUGAUUUCAGCCACCAACUGCAAACUCCACAGCCCAUGGGGCCCCAGCCCAGGUAUUUAGCUGAAGGCACGGACUGGGACCUCAGCGUGGAUGCAGGCCUGACUCACGCCCAGUUCCAGGUCCGGCCGGUCCCUCAGCCCUAUCAGCAUUACUUGGCCACACCUCGGAUGCACCACUUCCCCAGAAGCACAUCCUCGACACAGAUGGUUGUUCAUGAAAUCAGAAAUUACCCUUAUCCUCAGCUCCAGUUACUUGCUCUUCAGGGACUGAACCCAAGCAGGCACACGUCGGCUGUGCGGGAGAGCUAUGAAGAGCUGCUGCAGCUGGAGGACAGGCUGGGCAGCGUGAGCCGUGGCGCCGUGCAGAACACCAUCGAGAGGUUCACCUUCCCCCACAAGUACAAGAAGAGAAGACCGCAGGAGGGCAAAGCUGAGCAGGAGGAUGGAGAGGAGUCGGACACUGAUGAGAAAUGCACAAUCUGUCUGUCCAUGCUUGAAGAUGGAGAAGACGUCAGGAGGCUACCUUGCAUGCAUCUCUUCCACCAAGUGUGCGUGGACCAGUGGCUGGCCACCAGCAAGAAGUGCCCCAUCUGCAGGGUGGACAUUGAAACACAGCUCGGCUCGGACAGCUGAAAGGACUGGCUGGACACACCAUUUUCCUUAUCAGGUCGUAUGGCCAUAAACCCUUGCAGCAAAAUUUUUGCCUUCUGAGCCAUUUGAUUGAGAGGAAAAGUCUGCAGGCACGUUAGCGAGGAGGAGGAGGAGGAGGAGGCGGUACAAUAUCUAGCGGUAGGAGAUAUUGCACAUACGCAGGAUACGGGCCCGGUGAAAGGGAGCUGGCAUUCCCGGAGCUCAGAGACCCCGUGCUGCAGAAGAUUUAGUGUUGAACAUGAAGGAACUAGUUGUGGUAGUCUGGCCUGUCAAUCCUGCAUUUCAUGAGGAUUGUAUAUAUACCUCUCGAAUACGUAGAAACAUGUUAUAGGGGUCCUUUAGCUAUUUCUAUGGAUGGCAGCUGGAGCAUGUUAGCUUAAGAAAUGUUGUGUUUGAUGCCCUACUCAUCUUGUGGUGGACAUGUUGCUGUUACCUAAUUUGCACCAAAUAUUUUUUCAUAGAUUCCUUAUUUUGGUGCCUGAUUAAUACAUUGCAGAGGGGGAACGAGGAGGUCAAGCUUUCCCACCCUUGAGGGGAAGAGGCGAAAAAGCAAAAUCCUGUUUACAGUCAGAAGGGUUGCGCUCUUUGCCUCGGCCGCGUGUGCUUCCUUUCCGUGCGUUUACAGUGCUGCAAAUUCAGAGACGCUUACAAAAUAAAAUAAAAUUGGGAACAAAAUGAGUGAAGCAAUAGGGAGAGGCUUCCCUAUAAGCUUCCUGCUAAUCUGCUGGUGCUGGAUGCUUUCUGGAGGGGCACGAUAUCAAUGGGGAUGCUGUUUCUUUGCUUUCUGUGUCUUAACAAAGUGGCUUGGCAUGCCGAAAUCCAAGGCAGGCCAUGUGCUCUCUCUGUGCUUGCCAUCUUCCAUACAUACUGCUUUCUCCUGUGAGCCAGAGGCUGGUUGGCUUCAGCAUGCUGUGGCAUGGCCCCUCUGGGGUUAAACACCUCCCAGGCUCCUUGCUGGUCCAAAAUGCUGGUUAUUGAGCCGACUCCUGUACCUGUGCUUUGGGGUGUAAUUGCUCAGAGGAACCUCCAAGGGGACAAAGCCCAGCACCGCAUGAUUUGGGGAUAUUGCUAACGCUGUGGCUGGGCUGGGGUAGAGCCACAGCCAAGCUGCCCUGCUCCUGUUCCACAUCCCAGCCCACAGCAAGGUGGGAGAAGUGGAGCAGGGCCUUUUUAAUCACACGUGGUCAACCUGCUUCACUGCUUUCCUGGUGAGAAAUCACAGCACAGGGAGAUUAAGCAGAUGUACAGCACAGGUGGAAGCCUUUCUUUCUUUUCCAUUGUUUUCCUCAAUCCACCUGGGUUCAUAGGCUGUGGGGUCAAGUCUCUCAGAGCAGGGAUUGCAGAGAUCCCUCUCUGACAAUGGGAUGGGAGGAAUCGUUGCUCAUGAGACAUCACUGUGGGUGUUUUGGUGCAGGAGGGGAAUGCCAGUUCUCAAGGGUUUGCUGCCUUCUGGAGGGGCUGGGUUUAGCCCUGUAUCAGAGCAUUGUUAGACACAGAUGCAUUUCACUCCAUAUCCAUAUGGAGAAAAAGGUGAUUAUUAAAAUGAAACCUAAUACACCAGUCUCCAUUAUAAAAAUGCACAAAACUACAUCAGGAAGCAGUCCUUAGAAUAGAAGUAUCACAGAAUCAUUAGGGUUGGAAGAGACCUCCAAGAUCACCUGGUCCAACCAUCACCCUACCACCAAUGUCACCCACUAAACCAUGUCCCUAAGCACUACGUCCAGCCUUCCCUUGAACACCCCUUGAAGGAGUGAUCCAUUUUUAUCCAUGCUCCCCCAGAAAUAAAGACCUCAGCUGCAGGGACCUCAGCUGAAAACCCUUUGGUGAACAGGCAUUCACAACCAAAAAGCCUUUCUUUUUCUUUUAAGUCUUUUUUUUUUUUUUUUUUUUUUUUUUUUUUUUUUGAAACUAGGAAAGGAGAGAUGCGGAGGAGCCAGGGGAACAAGUCCUGAACUUUAUAUAUUUAUAAUGCAGAUGCGGCGGAGCUGAAUUUUGGCUCCCUGAGCACCCAUUCUGCUGGAGCCAAGCGAUGCUCUCCACGUAGAAAUGAUCAUAAAUUACCAUCUGGGAGAUUGCAGGAUUCCUGUGAGCUGUAACAGGAAAACACCGACCUCGGAGGACCCACAGAGAUUAUUAGUAUUUUUAUUUUUGCCAACCUGCUGAUGAGAAUGAAGGAGGGGGUGUGGGGCUGCAGGAGACUUCCUCCGCUCUCACUGUGCUUGUGCAGGUAGAAGGGAGUGCAGGGGGGACACGGUGACGUAUAUUUGUUUGGUGACAUUUAUUUGCCACCUGUGAGAAAUGGUUUCACAGGGGAUACAGCAGUCCCAGCCCUAAUGUCUGGAGUGAUGUGGCCUCGUGCAGCACUGGGACAUAGGGGGCUUGCUCCAGCAGCAGCAGAUUCAAGCAGCAUUAAAAAAUAAUCCUAAUGCUACCGAUAAUACGGACAAGAAAAGCGAGAUGUUGUUCAUAAAGCACACUGUAAGCCGGUCUGGUGCACCCAGGCGUGAGCUGGCGGCGAAGCAGGGGAGGAGCUGGGCAGUGGGACCCUGGCUGUGCGGGGAGGGAAGGAGGAGAGCUUCCGAACCGCGCGUUUUCUUAAAGCCUAUGCGAAAGUAUUACUAUUUGCCUAACGAACAAGCACAGUUUUUAGAUAUAAAAGUAACAAAAAGACAAAAAAAUCUGGUGAAGAAAAGCACCAAACUCCCGUGGUCUCGUGUGAGUGACUGAUCCCGAGGUGCGUGAGAACCUAGAGCGUGCGGAUCUGCAGCGGUGUGUCAGGUUCCUGUUUGCGUUGAAAUCAUUUCUACGAGUAGGUCGCGAUGAUAGGAGGAGUUAAAAAAAAAAACAACAACAAAAAACCAACAACAAACAAAA
Messenger RNA from Cygnus olor (mute swan), 4147 nucleotides. RefSeq names its product ring finger protein 165 (gene ARK2C). The coding region runs from base 203 to 1255 and encodes 350 amino acids. Lineage: Eukaryota; Metazoa; Chordata; Aves; Anseriformes; Anatidae. The record is from RefSeq and is a predicted model, not a curated record. Gene Ontology annotation, molecular function: ubiquitin protein ligase activity; zinc ion binding. The transcript is spliced from 8 exons. Gene Ontology annotation, biological process: motor neuron axon guidance; positive regulation of BMP signaling pathway.